Molecule: messenger RNA, 1624 nt
Organism: Silurus meridionalis
Lineage: Eukaryota; Metazoa; Chordata; Actinopteri; Siluriformes; Siluridae
Gene: acat1
Product: acetyl-CoA acetyltransferase 1
Exons: 12
Coding region: 94-1347 (417 amino acids)
Biological process (GO): fatty acid beta-oxidation
Molecular function (GO): acetyl-CoA C-acetyltransferase activity
Source: RefSeq, a predicted model, not a curated record
CGGCAACACCACACCUCCCAGCGUGAUUGGCUGUUCUCCCUGUAAGCUCUUUUUCCCUACUGAGGUGAAGGUGAAACUCGCUUUGUGGUCGCGAUGUCACUCUUCAGCACUCGCACUCAGAUCUGCCGGCGGCUGGCACACAAGUAUGUGGCCAGGACUUACACCUCACGCCCUACUCUCAAUGAAGUUGUCAUUGUCAGUGCAGUCCGUACCCCUAUAGGGUCGUUUAAGGGCAGUCUCUCGUCGCUUCCUGCAACCAAGCUGGGCUCUAUCGCCAUUAAAGGAGCGAUCGAGCAGGCAGGAAUUCCACUAGAGGAGGUGAAGGAGGUCUACAUGGGCAAUGUGCUGCAGGCGGGUGAAGGGCAAGCUCCAACACGACAAGCACUUCUCGGCGCUGGUCUUCCUCUGUCCACUCCAGCGACGACAAUUAACAAAGUCUGUGCCUCAGGCAUGAAGUCCAUCAUGAUGGCUGCUCAGAGUCUAAUGUGUGGGCACCAGGAUGUGAUGGUAGCAGGCGGCAUGGAGAACAUGUCUCAGGUUCCUUACAUAUUGGCGAGAGAGACUCUUCCGUACGGCGGGGUCAGGAUGGAGGACCUCAUCGUGAAGGACGGCCUUACGGAUGUGUACAACAAAUUUCACAUGGGGAACUGUGCAGAAAAUACAGCCAAGAAAAGCAGCAUUUCCCGAGAGGAGCAGGACGCCUAUGCAAUUAACUCAUACACACGCAGCAAAGCAGCAUGGGAGUCCGGAAUCCUGGCCAAAGAGGUGGUUCCAGUCAGCAUCCCUCAGAAGGGAAAGCCGGAUAUUGUAGUUAAAGAGGAUGAAGAAUGGAGAAAGGUGGAUUUUAGCAAAGUGCCCAAACUAAAGACCGUCUUCCAGAAAGAAAACGGCACGGUGACGGCAGCUAACGCUAGCACGCUGAACGACGGCGGGGCUGCGAUCGUCCUCAUGACCGCAGACGCAGCAAAGAGACUUAACGUCACACCACUGGCGAGGAUUGCAGCGUUUGCUGACGCUGCCGUGGCUCCUAUCGACUUCCCGAUCGCUCCGGCCUUCGCUGUACCCAAGGUGCUGAGCGCGGCCGGUGUAAAGAAAGAGGAUGUAGCCAUGUGGGAAAUAAACGAGGCGUUCAGCGUGGUUGUUCUGGCCAACAUUAAGAUGCUGGACAUCGACCCGAGCAAAGUGAACAUCAACGGUGGUGCAGUGUCUCUCGGCCACCCUAUUGGAAUGUCUGGGACGAGGAUAGUCGGACACAUGGUGCACCAUCUGCAGCCUGGGCAAUACGGCCUGGCGGGCAUUUGCAAUGGUGGGGGCGGAGCCUCGUCUGUUCUCAUCCAGAAACUGUAGCUGUAGAUCUGUUGAGCUCUUUUUCAAUUUAACAUCGACAGGUCAAAUUACCAGACAGUACAACUCCAACUCUAUACGGUUACAAUCACUCCAGAAUAGGUCACUCCCUCUGUCAGCAUCAGAGAAAUAUUUAAUCUGUCUUUUUGUUUUUGUCGAACAUUUGAAAUUCUUCAUCAAGUAACAUAUAUUUAAGAUUAGCUUUAUUUAAAGAGUCUGAUUGUGUUUUCCGGUGUAGAGGUUAUUUAAAAAAUGCUGAUGCAAUAAAAGGUCAUUAAUU